Messenger RNA from Penicillium griseofulvum, 1209 nucleotides. Its product is annotated as Zinc finger, C2H2. The record is from RefSeq and is a predicted model, not a curated record. The coding region runs from base 1 to 1209 and encodes 402 amino acids. The transcript is spliced from 2 exons. Lineage: Eukaryota; Fungi; Ascomycota; Eurotiomycetes; Eurotiales; Aspergillaceae.
AUGGAAGACCUUCGGAGACUGCUUGUCGAGGGUGGUCGACAGGAAAUGCUACUUCCCUUGAAGAAAGAGAUGGAUAAUUACUAUGUCUUCCCGAAGGUUGAGGUGAUCUGUGGCCAACCCCGGAUUUUGUGGGAGACGCCUAUGAAUGGUAGCACACUCGACGCACAACUCAGGACAUCCAGUGAGAUACACGGCUUCCUUAAUCAUUUCUUCUCUCACCAAUUUCGAUACGGAGGAGGUGAUUUACUUGACAAGAGUGGUUUUGUCAGUGAAGCACAGCGUAAUGUGAUCAUGGCCCACGCCACUAGCAGAACGUUUAUCAAACAUUAUCGUCCUCGUCGGCAUACUGGCUUACAAGAGAUCAUGUGCGGCCUCAAGCCAGACGAAGAGUUCUCGAAGGCUGUGACCCGGAUGAGCCGUUGGAUUGAUCGGCGACGACCACGAUACCUGAGCGACGCUGAUCGGGAAUCAGUGGAGAAAGACCCAGAACUGCAAUCAGCCAUACGCUGGCAAGUUGAUUUAGAGACCCAGUGCGCUGAUCGCUCUCACAACCCAGCAUUGCGGGCGAUGCUGGAGGACCAGAAGCGUCAAGUCCACAAUCUGCGCCGGCGUCUGCAAGACAAACGGCGGAAAGAAACACGCCGCGAUUUCAGUCGGAAACAGGCGGUGAUUGACAUUGAAAGACAGCUGACUGGUGGGGCUGUCAGUGAUGAGCCUGCGCGCGAGGUAUUACGGAAGGAGUUUGAAAUGCCAUCGGAGCAGAUUCUUCUCGUGGAGACGUUCUUUACUUGGCCCACCACCGAUUCAUUAGAAGACGAGUGGACGCGGCGCAACAAAGCUGUUGCGGCUGGGAUACAAUAUUGCAGCUUUCAGGAGGGUGGGCCCCUUAGGGGACGACGGAAGCGCUCUGCCCCGUCCGACAAUGAGGAUGUCGUUCCCUCUCCGCCAGCUCGAAAGAUAAGAGCUGAUACGCAGCUGAACACGUCGUGGGAGAGGGGAUGUACCUCUGGCGGGAAAUAUAUCCCGAAUGCAGAGCAAACAUUCGCAUGCUUCCAAUGCCCCAAGACAUACUCCGACUAUAAUGGAGUGAAAAGGCAUUUCAGGACAUCACAUCUGACGGACCGAAAAUGUAAUUUUUGCGAUUUGUCCGUCCUGCACGAGAUGCACUUGCGGCGGCAUGCUUCUGACGCUCAUGGUCUUCGAACAUGA